Molecule: messenger RNA, 1217 nt
Organism: Amphimedon queenslandica
Lineage: Eukaryota; Metazoa; Porifera; Demospongiae; Haplosclerida; Niphatidae
Product: ATP-dependent (S)-NAD(P)H-hydrate dehydratase-like
Exons: 8
Coding region: 95-1078 (327 amino acids)
Biological process (GO): metabolite repair
Molecular function (GO): ATP-dependent NAD(P)H-hydrate dehydratase activity
Source: RefSeq, a predicted model, not a curated record
AAAAAGAAAUGAAUGUCCACCAUUUUGAGGGUUAAAUAAUAACCCUCUGGCCCCACGUGCAAGCACGUGGGCAAUCAAUCGCAUUGGAUAGAAAAUGGUUUCAGUCCUCAGCCAAGAACUGAUUUUCCAAGCAGUCAAAUCUUUAGCUCCUCCUCUUUCUUACGAGGGGCACAAGGGACAGUCUGGACGGAUAGGACUCAUCGGCGGAUCUAAAGAAUACACAGGUGCCCCUUAUUUUGCUGCUAUUACAGCACUGAGAAUUGGCGCCGAUCUAGCUCAUGUUUUCUGUCCUCCUGAGGCAGCCCCUGUAAUCAAGUCGUACAGUCCAGAACUAAUUGUACAUCCUUUACUGACUGAAGACACACCACUCUCUGUUGAAAGUAUAUCCCCAUGGUUGCCACGGUUGCACUCAAUAGUGAUUGGUCCCGGUUUAGGGAGGGAUAACGCAAUACUGAGAACUGUUAAAGAGUUGCUCAAAUUAGCUAAAGAACAAGAAAAGAACAUAAUCAUAGAUGCAGACGGCCUUUAUCUGAUCACGAAUGACCCUCAACCUAUUAAAGGAUACCCUAAUUGUAUUUUAACUCCAAAUAAAAUCGAGUUUGAUCGACUUUAUCAUAAAGUGGUACGUAUUCGAUCUUAUUUUUGUAUUAUUGGUACAUUCCAAUUUCAGUUCUCCUCCCCACCAUCUGGUUCUCAGUAUCAGACAGAAACAAUGGAUUUAGCUCGUGCUUUGGGCGGAGUCACGAUAGUCCGUAAAGGUUUACAUGACGUGAUCAGUAAUGGACAACAAGUCCUGUCAUGUGAAGAGGAAGGGAGUCCAUGUAGAAAAGGCGGUCAAGGUGAUCUGCUCUCAGGAUGUCUGGGAGUGUGUUCCUAUUGGGCACAAUUGGCUAAAGAGCAUAAUCGAUUGACUCUUAAAGAGACUGAAUUGCCACUUACUCUGCUAGCCUCUUAUACCAGCUGUUUGAUUGUUAAAAAGUGCGCCAGACUCACUUUUAAGAGGCUAGGAAGGUCUCUCCUGGCUUGUGACAUGGUUGAUAAUGUUGGAGGAGUAUCAUGUGAACUUUUUGAUCAGUAGAACCAUAACACUUGUCUCUUCCUUUGUUUAUCUCUCUCUCUCAUUCUCCCUCUCUCCCUUUCCCUCUCUUUAAUUGAAUGUACUAAUUUGAUUAUACCUUAUAAUUAUGGUCUCCUCUGAAUCCCAAAGGACAUCUUAA